Anopheles maculipalpis is the source of this 1241-nucleotide messenger RNA. RefSeq names its product sphingosine-1-phosphate phosphatase 1-like. Lineage: Eukaryota; Metazoa; Arthropoda; Insecta; Diptera; Culicidae. Gene Ontology annotation, cellular component: endoplasmic reticulum membrane. Gene Ontology annotation, biological process: phospholipid dephosphorylation; sphingosine metabolic process. The coding region runs from base 9 to 1241 and encodes 410 amino acids. The transcript is spliced from 4 exons. Gene Ontology annotation, molecular function: sphingosine-1-phosphate phosphatase activity. The record is from RefSeq and is a predicted model, not a curated record.
AUACAAAAAUGCAUCCAACACUGGAGUACCUCAAAAGCCCGGAGCUUGUUGUGAAAGUACAGGAAUAUUUCGGAAUCGAGUACAAGAAAACCAACCCUCUAGCCAAGAAUCCCAAUGGAACAGGUGCACCGAAUGGCACAGCCAUCGGUAACGGUAAAGGUGCGCCACCACCGGCCAAUGGACACGCGGUGGUGAAUCACGCGAAUGAGAAGAAGAUCGAUGACAACGAUGAUAAAGCUUAUCGGGUGACGAAUUACUUCUGGUACGUGCUGUUCAUCAUCGGUACCGAGCUGGGGGAUGAGAUAUUCUACGCCACGUUUAUCCCGUUCUGGUUUUGGAACAUUGACAGUGCCGUAGGGCGGCGGGUCGUUAUGGUAUGGUCAGCGAUUAUGUACGUAGGACAAAGCCUUAAGGAUAUCAUCCGCUGGCCACGACCAUCCUAUCCAGCGGCACGGUUGCAGAAGAAAUGGGGCCUCGAAUAUGGUAUGCCAUCCACACAUGCGAUGGUUUCGGUCGCGAUCCCCUUUUCCGUGCUGAUCUAUACGUACGAUCGAUACAUUUACUCGAUGCCGGUUGGACUGGCGAUCGCCUGUGUAUGGUGUGCCGUGAUAUGCGUCAGCCGUGUUUAUUUGGGAAUGCAUAGCGUGCUGGACAUACUUGCAGGACUGGUACUGGUCGUACUAUUAAUGAUCCCACUAAUCCCCAUCGUUGACCGAUUGGAUCUAAUAAUCGUAACUUCCCGCUGGUCGCCAAUAUUCGUAUUUUCGAUAUCAAUUCUACUGAUCGUAUUUUAUCCCGACCCCGGUAAAUGGACCCCUACACGCGGCGACACGGCCCUCACGGUUAGCGUUUGUGCUGGCAUAGAACUUGGCGCUUGGCUCCACUACCAUUUGGGAGAAUUUCAGCAACCCGCCCAACCACCACCGUACGAAAUCAUCUGGCCUUCCUACAGUAUGUUCGGCUUGUUACUGCUUCGCACCGUACUCGGACUGUGCUGUAUCGUUGCAUCUCGCGCCUUUGCCAAAUCGAUCUCGUACGCAUUCGUUUGCUUCAUACUCGGGCGGGACAAAAACGAACUGCGCCAGUCGGAAAAUACGCUAGAAAACAAGAACAAAAUUAUUGUCGAACUUUCAUACAAACUGUUCACGUACGGGGUGAUCGGAUUCAACACACAGUACCUGCUGCCGAGUGUGUUCAAGUUGCUAAACAUUGGUCGACCGGAUUUCUACACCGAAAUCUAA